Molecule: messenger RNA, 2218 nt
Organism: Asparagus officinalis (garden asparagus)
Lineage: Eukaryota; Viridiplantae; Streptophyta; Magnoliopsida; Asparagales; Asparagaceae
Exons: 6
Coding region: 360-1748 (462 amino acids)
Molecular function (GO): DNA binding
Source: RefSeq, a predicted model, not a curated record
CAGGUAUAUGUACUUCACGACCUCUUUUCAGAAGCCAUUUAUAUGUUCCAAGGAUUCAACUCUUAGUAUAUGGGAAGACCCCACACAUACCCUCUAUUGUGAAACAAAAACGGUUGGGUUGUGGAUGGGAAGGCUACAAUCACAUACCUAGGAGAUCCACUUUUGAAGACAGGUAUCCUGAGAAGGGAAAGACAAGUCUUGUUAAAGCAAUUGCUACUGUUGAAGCAGAAGUCUCUGUAACGAGUGAUAAUGACCAGAGAAGUCACAGUUUGCAAUUUGAUUUUAACUCGGAGUCUCAAGGACUUCAUGUUUCAGAUGAUGACUCUAUUGAUAAGGAUGAAAAAGAAAGGUUACGGAGAAUGAGAAUCUCGAAGGCAAACAAGGGAAAUGUUCCAUGGAACAAGGGCAGGAAACAUAGUCCAGAAACUCUUCAGAGAAUACGAGAAAGGACCAAACUAGCAAUGCAGGACCCCAAGGUUAAAAUGAAGUUAAUGAAUUUGGGUCAUGCUCAGAGUGAGGAGACGAGGAUAAAAAUUGGAGCUGGAGUCCGGGAGGGCUGGCAGCGACGUCGUGAAAUGUUGAUGGUUCAAGAAGGCUGUUUGUUUGAAUGGCAAAACAUUGUUGCUGAAGCAUCUCGGAAAGGUUAUGCCAGUGAAGAUGAACUGGAAUGGGAUUCAUACAAGAUCAUAGAUGAGCAGCUGAAACAAGAGUGGUUGGAGAGCGUUGAGAAGAGGAAGAUGAUGCCUAGGCCUAAAGGUAGCAAAAGAGCACCAAAAUCCCCGGAGCAGAGAAGGAAGAUUUCAGAGGCCAUUUCUGCCAAGUGGGCAGAUCCUGAAUACCGAGGUCGGGUUUUUUCUGCACUUGCAAAGUAUCAUGGUGUACCUGUUGGAGUUGGAAGAAAACAAAGAAGAAGAUCACCUGGUGAAACUUCAUCUGUAAAAAGAGAAGGUGUGAAGAGGAAAUCUAAACCUAAAGGAACUGAUGAUGAGGCUAAAAGUGUCAAGAAAGUUCCAUCUAGGAGAAAGAGGAAUGCCACCCCUUCAUACAAAGAUCCAUUGGCCAGUUCCAAGUUGGAAAUGAUCAGAAAAAUCAGGGCGGAAAGGGCGGCAAUGGAAAAUAAAAAGAGAGAAGCCACUGAAAGGGCAAAACUACUGAUCGCCGAAGCAGAGAAGGCUGCUAAAGCUCUUGAGGUGGCUGCACUAAAGAGCCCUCUUGCCCAAGCAUCACUUAUUGAAACCAGGAAGCUGAUUGCAGAGGCAACCAGAUCAAUUGAAAGCAUAGAGAGUGGACAGCUCACAUCACAUGACUCUGGAGAUGAAGCUUCUUUUACCCCUGAUGCAACAGUAAACCAUUUUCAAUCUAGUCAUGAAUCACUCAACAGAGAAACAGUUUUAGAUGAACGAAUAGUGGAUGGCUUACAUCUCGAAAAAUCAUGUGAGACAAGAUAUGAUUCAUCCAAUCAGCGUAACUAUAAAGGCGAUGCUGGUGGUAGAUUAACACUUCAGAAUGCACCAGAAGCUGGAAAUCCAUUGACCUCAACAAGUAGAGAAGAGUUUAACAAUGUCCAAGAUGAUUCUGGUGUAAAAGAUUUACAAGUGAACCAACCUCAUAUCAAUGGCUCUAUCAAGUACAUAAAACCACUGCCUGAAAGAGAGCGGACAUCGAAAUCCAAGGAGGGCAAGGGGACCAGAUCUGCAUCCAAAACUAAAAAGUGGGUGUGUGGUAGGUUGGUCGAAGUAGAUGAAUAAAUAGUGGUUAAAGAAAAAUGUGGUAGGAUGCAGCGAAAGGUAUUUCUUGAAACACAAACAUUUUGAUACGUAAAUUGCCCUCAUAGGUUACAGUCCUGGUCCUCACGAAUAUUCUGAGAUAUGGUUUACUUUUCUGUAUAGGGGAAAUUUGGCCAAUGUAUGUACUGUAAAUGUUUCUGUUGCAGUGGAAAGAUUGUUCAGGACUUUAGCUGAUCAGCAAAGGAAAUGCAGUCUUAGGCUACUUAGUCACGAUGGAAGUUCAAUAUAUAGAUGUUUGUACAUGUGUUUUAAGCUGUUAUUUAGACAUUGCAGAUAUAUGCGUAGUGUUGUUUUCGCAUGAAUCGAUUUUCAGAAUGCGAUCAACUCUCUUUUAUGCUUGUAUCUGAGGACAUUUGCUGUUUCAACCGUUCAUGUCGCUAGAUCACCAUCCAGUGUUAGCAUAUUAGUUAUAAAGACACAUGAUUAUUCUA